Molecule: messenger RNA, 1083 nt
Organism: Clarias gariepinus (North African catfish)
Lineage: Eukaryota; Metazoa; Chordata; Actinopteri; Siluriformes; Clariidae
Product: E3 ubiquitin-protein ligase CCNB1IP1
Exons: 5
Coding region: 163-888 (241 amino acids)
Biological process (GO): reciprocal meiotic recombination
Cellular component (GO): synaptonemal complex
Molecular function (GO): ubiquitin protein ligase activity
Source: RefSeq, a predicted model, not a curated record
UGAAGGGAAAAGCCAUUUUUAAUUAGAUGCAGCACACACAUAUCCAUCCUAACUAAUUUGUACACAGACCCCCUGAAGCAGCUCGGAGAGUUUACCUAUCUCUUUAGCCUGUUUAUUUAGGGAUGUGUUUGAACAAUGAGCAAGCACAUUGCUUAGUAAGCCAUGUCCAUGUACGACUACAGUCUGAUAUGUAACUUCCCCAAAUGUCGAGGCAGGCUGAGCGGCUUCGCCUGGGUCACAGCCUGCUCUCACAUCUUCUGUGAACGGCACGGCUCCGGGGAGUUCAGCCGCACCCCGGCCAUCUGCCCUGCCUGCUCCUCUGCCCUGUCUGGAAAGCUGGACAUCGUUCGCACUGAGCUGGCGCCCUCAGAGCAGUACAAGGCCAUGGUUUUGGUAGGAUUGCGACCUGAGACCGUCCUGGAUAUCAGCCACCGAGCACUGGCCUUUUGGACCUAUCAGGUCAACCAAGAAAGGUUGCUUAUGGAGUACAGUUUGUCCCGAGCAGAAGUGCAAGUUCGCCAAAUGGAGAAGUUGAUGGCACAGCAGAACCAUUCCAAAGAGCAUGAGUUGAACGCGAUGCGAGAGGAGAUUGCAUCACUAAAUAAGAGGCUGGAGGAAUAUAAGCAAAAAUAUAGUGAAGCUUCAGAGCUUCUGAUGAAGAGAAACAGACAGUAUCAGAAGCUUCAGGGUCUGUUUGAGACUUUGAGGCUACGCACUAUGGAGGCUUCUGACAAAGAUGGAGUGAACCAGGCUGCCCAUCUUUUCCCCUCUGGAAUAAUUAGACAGCGUUCCCCACACAGCACUCCUCCUUUCUUAGGAGUGGGUCCAGAAGGUGACAAGCUCUUCCCUUCUUUCAAAGAACCAGAGAGCUUCAAGAGCUUUUUCUAAUUUAGCUCUCCACCAAGAGAGAAAGGGCAUUCCUUUAUGAAGAAAAACUGACUGCAUAAAACCUGAGCUUGGAAUGCAGGGAUUUUUUCCUUUACUUUUUUCAUUACACUGUUAUAUUCUUUGGAUACACUUUAAUGUUGUUCAGUUUGCCACUAUUAAGUUAUAACAUUUCUUCAGUGUUCAUUGUAAAGCUGU